CCAGAAACCAGAAACAGGAUGUACCACGAACCACUGCUUCGAACCCGGAGAAAGCGAACAUGAUGAUGCGUAGAUUCGUAGUGAUUACCGUUACUUAGGUAAAGUUAGUUGAGUUUAUGGUAGACAAAAUCUCUUAAAAUUUAUUUCACUGUAUUUAUAGAUGAUUUUCUAUAAAAAUUAUCGUGUCAAUUUGUAGUGAGUGUGUGUUGUGUUAGUUUAUGAUAAGAAUGGGUUAGAGAAAAAUUAAUGGAAAUGCCGAUGAUACCAUGGAUACUACUGAUGAGCCUUCUAUGCGCUUUCGCCCAGAGUCAGGAUAAACCACCGCUUACUGUAUCCGUUCAAAGGAGUUGGAAACUAGCGGAAAAUACUUCCGUUGGUAGCUUAGUCGCCCAAGCUUUCUCAGAGCCUCAAGGUGAUGAUAUUAUAUUCGGACUGGAACAUGCGACUGGGUUUAAUAUUUAUCAGAGCAGUGACCUUAAACCUCUACCAUUCGUUAUCAAUCCGAAGACCGGAUAUAUUUACACCAAUCAAACGCUGAGUAAUUUGGGUGAUAGCAUGACACUGUAUGUGACUGCUGAGUACAACGAUAGCAGCAUCAGUUUGCUCACUUCAAAAGUACAAAUUUUUGUGCGAAUCGAUAAACAGUCAAAAAAAUCGAAUACGAUUGCUGUGAAUCAAAAUUUCCGCGGAACUCCAGUAAAUUAUCCCGGCUAUGGAAUCGAUCCUUCAGAACUUCCGUGGAAAAAGAAUUCAACUAAAUUAAAUAACGUUAAUAAUGCGUCGCUCUAUUCACCACCAUCUUCAUCCACAUCAACAGAAUCUGUAUCAAAAUCGAGCGUGUUGAAUGAAGAUGAGUCUAGUCACUUUAAUGUAGAACAAUCAACUCGAACAAAAACAGAAGAACCACCUCUCAACAACUCGAAGAAUGUUGAAACUGUAUUGAUCCCGUCACGUGAACCAAAUGGUGGUAAACUGAUCAUUGCCUUGAUUCCAACAAUUGUCAUAUUUACAAGUUUAUUUAUCUCUGGAGUGAUCGCUUGUCUGUUCCGUAAAAAGAUAUGUAAAAAGAGGAAUAAAAUCAAAAAAGACGAUAUGAAAAAAUCUUCGUGUAGUGUAUUAUCUCUGGAAGAAUCGAUGGUAAUGCACCAUUGUAGAGGUGUUUGCGGAUUAAGUAACGAAUGCGAUUCUUGGGAUUCAGAGAGUCAUAAUCAAAGUACCAUGAUAUUGAAUAAACUUGGUAAAAUGGCUGAUAAAUGGGAAAUACCUAGACAUCGUAUUAAAGUUUUCAAUAUCUUGGGAGAAGGUUGUUUCGGACAAGUGUGGAAAUGCGAAGCUAUGAACAUCGACAAUAAAGAAGGUCCCACAGUGGUCGCAGUCAAAAUGUUGAAAGAAAAUGCUGGAGAGCAAGAAAGAUCUGACUUAGUUCAAGAACUUCAAGUUAUGAAGAUGCUUGAUCCGCAUCCAAACGUUGUACGAUUACUUGGUUGUUGCACAGAGAAAGAUCCUAUUUUUGUAAUUAUGGAGUAUGUGCCUAAUGGUAAAUUACAGAGUUAUUUGAGACAUUCACGAGCUCAACAUUAUUAUGACAAUAUGCACGGUUCGAGUAAUACGUUAACAUCACGAGAUUUAACGUUGUUCUGCUAUCAAAUAGCUAAAGGAAUGCAAUAUCUUUCUUCGAAAGGUAUAAUCCAUCGAGACUUGGCCGCUCGAAAUAUUCUAGUCGGUGAAAACAACAUGUGCAAAGUGGCUGAUUUCGGUUUUGCUCGAGAUAUCAUGACCCAGCAUGUGUAUGAGCGGAAAUCUGAAGGUCGAUUACCGAUACGUUGGAUGGCGCCGGAAUCUCUAUUCGAUAACAUGUUCUCGGUAAAGUCAGAUAUUUGGAGUUUUGGUGUCCUGGUUUGGGAAAUUGUCACCUUAGGUUCAACACCAUAUCCAAAAUUAACCGCUGCUGAAGUCAUGAGUAAAGUUCGUGAAGGAUAUCGGCUGGAGAAACCAGAACAUUGCAGAAGAGAGUUGUAUAAUAUUAUGUAUUAUUGUUGGGACGAAGAUCCUAAUAAGAGGCCUACGUUCAUGGAACUCGUAGACCUUUUAGAACAACUUUUAUUGACAGAAACUGAUUACAUUUUGCUGGAAAGAUGUCCUGAUCAUUCAUAUUACAAUACGGUUCCGUUGAGUGGAGAAAAGUUGUAAAUGUUAUGGUUUUGUUGCAAAAGGCUCGUGCUUUAAUAGACAAAGGAAUCGUUUCAACCUGCAGCAAAAUCGGACCAAAGUUGUAGAUAAUUUUAAUCCGAAUCGCCAUCAUCUCCAUGUCAUUAGUUUUUUCUUACUAUUAAGAUGCUUCAUUUUUGAGAUAUGUACCUAUUUCGUGUAAAAUAGUUCGACUUCAUUAAAGCUUUAUACUCAACCUUCCUCAAAAGCUUUCGUUCCUGUUAUCGUGUUUGUGCUAAGUAAUAGUAAAAAGUAUUUACUUUUGUUAUUAUUUUUUUUUUUUACAAUUUUAAUAAAAUUCUUUUACACUUGUAA
Messenger RNA from Planococcus citri (citrus mealybug), 2523 nucleotides. RefSeq names its product tyrosine kinase receptor Cad96Ca (gene Cad96Ca). The transcript is spliced from 8 exons. Gene Ontology annotation, molecular function: transmembrane receptor protein tyrosine kinase activity; ATP binding. Gene Ontology annotation, biological process: protein phosphorylation; cell surface receptor protein tyrosine kinase signaling pathway; multicellular organism development. NCBI's taxonomy places the organism in Eukaryota, Metazoa, Arthropoda, Insecta, Hemiptera, Pseudococcidae. The record is from RefSeq and is a predicted model, not a curated record. Gene Ontology annotation, cellular component: plasma membrane; signaling receptor complex. The coding region runs from base 247 to 2190 and encodes 647 amino acids.